UUAUAAUGUUACGGUAUAAUGACCUGUUAGUAUAUAGCUCGGUCUCGAGUGAGCAAGACACAGUCCCGUCGGGCGUAACAAAAAUAAAUAAUUAAUUAGCUAAAUAUUAGAAAAAAAUAAAUCUAAUUUUAUGUAAUAGAAAAUCGAAAAUAUAUUUGUUGUCACGCACCAGUGUUUCUGGAAAUGGCUAUUUUACGGACAUGCGUAUUCUUAGUAAGCGUAUUGGGGUACUGUUUAGGUGCGAAUAUUUUAUAUCUUAUUCCAUUUACGGCGAAGUCGCACUAUAUAAUGCAGAGGCCUAUAGGCCUCGAGUUAUCUUAUAGAGGACAUAAUGUAACUGUUGUAACAGCCCACAAAGAAGUUGAACACCCACCAAAUUAUCACCAAGUUAUGGUGGACAAUAAACAGAUUUGGGAUGUUCUUGGUAUUAAACGUCCGAAUGUAUUUACAAUGGUCGAUAUGACGUCUGAAGAAUUUCACAAAAACAUACUUUGGUCCGGUGGGCUAGCAUUCACGGAAGUGGCUUUAAAUUCGAGCGAAGUACAGAAAUUUCUUAAGCAAGAUCACACAUUUGACUUGGUAAUAUCGGAGCAGUUUUUUCAAGAAUCUAUGUAUGUUUUGGCCCACAAAUACAAUGCUCCUUUAAUAUUGAUAACUACGUUUGGAAAUUGUAUGCGUCAUAAUAUUAUCUCAAGAAAUCCACUGCAGCUAUCCACAGUAGUAUCUGAAUUUCUUGAUGUGAGAGAACCUAUGAGUUUUUGGGGUAGAAUGAGGAAUUUUUAUUUCACAUUAUACGAGUUUGUUGUAUGGAAGUAUUGGUAUUUGGAGAAACAAGAGGCGUUAGUAAAGAAAUAUAUACCAAACUUGAGGGAACCAGUUCCUAGUUUGUAUGAUAUACAGAAAAAUACUUCUCUGAUGCUUAUAAACGGACAUUUUAGUUUCGAUAAUGCCGCUGCUUACGGGCCUAAUAUAAUUGAAAUUGGUGGGUUGCAUUUAACUUUAACAAGAAGUAAUGUGUCACUGCCGAAGGAUCUUCAGAAUCUUUUAGAUGGAGCAAAGAAUGGAGUAGUUUAUGUAAAUUUUGGUUCUAAUGUGCGCAGUUCAGAAUUACCAAUCGAUAAAAAAAAUGCAUUUUUAAACGUAUUUAGGCGGCUCAAACAGACUGUUAUUUGGAAAUGGGAGGAAGACUCUUUAGAAAACAAGCCAGAUAAUUUAUUUAUAAGGAAAUGGUUACCACAAAAAGAAAUUCUUUCGCAUCCAAACAUUAAGGUGUUCAUAUCACACGGUGGAUUAAUUGGAACACAAGAAGCUAUUUUUCACGGCGUCCCUAUUGUUGGGAUACCAAUUUACGCAGAUCAGUUCAAUAACUUACUUCAGGCCCAAGAGAUUGGUUUCGGUCGAAUAUUAGAGUAUCACAGUAUUAAUGAAGAAAAUCUAUGGAAUAUUCUUAAUGAUGUAUUAAAAAGUUCUUCAUAUAAAAAUAAAGCUCGAGAGGUUUCGGCUAGAUUUAAAGACAGGCCAAUGAGUGCUAUAGAUACAGCUAUGUUUUGGAUCGAAUAUGUUUUAAGAAACAAAGGAGCUCCUUAUAUGAAAACACCUGGUCUUAAAUUAAAUUGGUUUGCGCAUCAUAUGCUCGAUGUUUAUGCGUUCAUUUUCACAUUAUUUAUUGCAUUAAUAUUUGUAAUAAAAAUUAUAAUUAGUACAAUUUUGUUUAAGAAAGAAAGUCCGAAGAGAGAAAAUAAAAAGAAAUAUAAUUAAGAAAUUGAGAAUGUUGGUAUCCUAACUGCGUUAAUAUUGUUUUUAACGUAAAGGUAUUUUUAUUUUUUUAUUUUGUGAACGGUGGGAAAAAUCAUGCAGUACUUUUACAAUUUCUCAAAAAAAAUUUGAAUUAUUUAUUUAUGUUCAUGUGAUACAUUAAUGUGGCAUUAAAACGUCGUCUGCAAGAAACAUUGCAUGUUACCUGUGUGUACAUGUGUAAUUAAGCAAAUAUUUGAACGAAACAUUGGUGUUUGAACAGGGUGUAUGGUCGAGCGCACCGCUUUUGUCCACUGUAUGUGGCGGGAUUGUAAUGGGUUGGCUAGGACUUAUGAAUUCCAAAUGCAGAGGCCUUGACUCCACUAUUGCAUCACCUUGUUUCCUUUUUCAUGGGUUCGGGUAGACUUUUAUCUUUUGUGUCUGUGUAUGUUGACAUUAGUUUGUAGCUUCCUUUUUUGCUUGUUUUGAAUAUACACUUUUUU
This is a messenger RNA of Galleria mellonella (greater wax moth), 2237 nucleotides long. It is a transcript of the gene UGT39B1, whose product is annotated as UDP-glycosyltransferase UGT5-like. The record is from RefSeq and is a predicted model, not a curated record. The transcript is spliced from 5 exons. Lineage: Eukaryota; Metazoa; Arthropoda; Insecta; Lepidoptera; Pyralidae. Gene Ontology annotation, molecular function: UDP-glycosyltransferase activity. The coding region runs from base 184 to 1758 and encodes 524 amino acids.